Molecule: messenger RNA, 1366 nt
Organism: Galleria mellonella (greater wax moth)
Lineage: Eukaryota; Metazoa; Arthropoda; Insecta; Lepidoptera; Pyralidae
Product: pupal cuticle protein Edg-91-like
Exons: 2
Coding region: 142-816 (224 amino acids)
Source: RefSeq, a predicted model, not a curated record
UGCACUUCCGUGGGAUUUUCACGAAUAAAGCCUCAAUGUCUCAGCACCUCCGGCGGCGGGGGAUGGCCUCGUGUCAAACUAUAAAACUGCUUUGGGCCGAAAAAAAAUCAGCACACCCAGUAACGGAAUAUACAUCAUAACAUGUUCAGUUUUCGAUUGUUACCGCUCUUUUUUGCGAUCGCAUCCAUAGGAUGGAGCCCAUCCGUGGCCCAAGAUGCCGCAGCGGAGAGUGGAGCGGUCAGCGGCACCGUGCGUGUAUCACGCGGUCUUGUUAAGCAGAAAUUGUGCUACAAGUAUGGACUUUGCCAGGGUGGCGGCGUCCAAGGUGGUUAUCAAGGGGGCUACGUGCAAGGGGGCUACGUGCAACAAGGCUACCCUGCACAAGUCCCUCCAAUAAACAUUGCAAUUAGUCAAUCCCAGUCUUCGGCGAAUGAAGCAGGUGGCGGCUACAGUAACGGCUAUUAUCCUAACAACUACCAAUAUAAUUUCCCCCACGGUUUUCCGUUUAAGGGAGGAUACGGUGGAUACCAGAAACCGGGUUACUUUAACAACGGUCAAGGGUCGUACAACAGUCAAUUCAACGGAAACAUCUACGCUCCUGGUGGUCACGGUGGUGGAUAUGGCUUCCAAGGACCAAUAGGUCCUUUCUUUGAUGAAAAUCCUGACGAAGAAGGCAGCGGCCCGGAACGCAAUGACGAUAAUCCUGUGACUGGUCCACAGGGAUAUAAUAAUGAUUAUAAACAAGGGCAAUUAAAUAAUGGCGCACGAAACUUUGCUGUUGCGGGAAGUUUUGCAGCAGCAGGUGGAAGAAACUAAAUAAAAUAGCAAAUAAAUAGAAUAUCCUUAGUUGCUAUGUUCUCCUAGUAUCCAUAUUUCUCGAGAUUAUUGAUAAUUCAUAAAAGCUAGAUUCAAUUAAAAUUAAUUGCAGUUUCUAAAGUUGCAAACUGGCGAUAUGAUAUCGCAUUAGCAUAUAUGCAUAAAUUAACUUUCCGCUAUAUUCCAAUACAACCGAAUACUGUAUUUAGAAAAUCCCAAAUUCCCGCUAUUUACUUAAAACUGCGAUAAACACGGGUCAUAUUUUUAUGAUACCAUUUUAUUUCUCAGCGGAAGUCCACAUUUAGUUCAAUAAAUUUUUAUUUAGUUUCUAAAAAAACUAAGUCACUUGCACACUUUAAAAGAGCUUUACACAAGAUAGAAUUAAGUAGAUAUAAGAUCACUUUUGUGUUAAAUAUAUUAUUUAUUUUAUUGUAAAGAUUUUCUUUUUUAUUAUUGUGUUGGACCACUAUUAAAAGUGGUAAUUAUUCGUCACCGGGGACAUGAACUAUGGAGACCACAGUUUACACUGAAAGAUUUGACUGAUUGUAUG